UGUUUUGAAGAUUUGGGAGUUUCCACCAACAGGAAGGGGUGAUCUGCUCUUAGCUGAUUCUAUGGAUUUGCUUUUAUUUCCGCUGUAUCAGAGAAUAAAAACAGUAGCUUUUAAUAGUCAAUACAUAAGACUGGCAGACGGACACGGUCAGUCUGUGUCCAUGUCAUGCUUACCUUAAAGUAAAUGAUCUGCUCAUGUCAUGUUGUCCUCUCCCGUCACAGGCAAAAUAGUCCACAUCUUCUUUGCAUUUCUCUUCCCUUGUUUUGAUUUGUCUACGGAACCCGAAUUUUCUCGGAAACCCCUACUGCAACACCGUUAUUAGCUGCUUGGUACUAAAACCCAACUGAAUUUCUUGCCUUCUUUUUGUAUUUUCUUUAGAAUUAGAAAGCCAAAAUAUCUCUCUUCUUGAUCAUGCUUGCUGGGACGUUCUUCGUUUUCUUGAUUGUUAGUCUUGCUAGCUGCUUUUGGUUGCCGACGUUUCCUGAGGCAAAGCUGGUCCAAGAAGAAGUUGAUGCUCUUGAAGAAAUUGCACGAACAUUGGGUUCUAAAUACUGGAAGUUCAAUGCUGAUACUUGCGAAAUUGAAAUGGCUGGAGUAACUCAAGUCCCACCAAAGAACGCUGAGCAAAGGAUAGAUUGUGAAUGCAACAAUGGGAACAAUACUGAUUGUCACGUCACCAGAAUGGAGCUAAAACGUUAUAACCUUCCCGGAGUGCUUCCAACUCAACUUGUUAAGCUUCCUCGUCUCCAAGUAGUUGAUUUUGCUUACAACUACCUCAAUGGUACUCUGCCACGUGAAUGGGCUUCAAUGCAGUUAACUUCAAUAAGUGUUCUCGUAAACCGUUUGUCAGGGGAGAUUCCAAAGGAACUGGGAAAUAUCACCACUCUCACCACCUUGUCCCUCGAAGCAAACCAAUUUUAUGGCACAAUUCCCCCUGACCUCGGAAAACUGAUCAACUUGCAGGCAUUGGGGCUGUCUUCCAAUCAUUUGUCUGGAAACUUGCCAGUGUCUUUUGCUGGACUAAUAAAUCUAACAGAUUUUAGGAUAAACGAUAACAACUUCAGUGGAACCAUUCCUAUCUUCAUACAGAAUUGGAAAAAGCUUAAAAGAUUAGAAAUGCAUGCAACUGGCCUGGAGGGACCCAUUCCAUCGAACAUUUCUCUUUUGAAUAUUUUAGCUGAGUUGAGAAUUAGUGAUCUAAAUGGACCAACUCAGGGUUUCCCUAUGCUCAGCAACAUGACAGGCAUGAUCAAAUUGACUCUGAGGAACUGUAACAUUUCUGGGAAGCUCCCUGCAUACCUUUGGACAAUGAAGAGUUUGGAAGCAUUGGAUGUCAGUUUCAACAAGUUGGUUGGAAAAAUUCCAGACACCAUAACUGCAGAUCGCCUGCGAUUCGUCUUUUUAACUGGCAACUUGUUAAGUGGAGAUGUACCAGAUUCAAUCUUGAAGGACGGGAGCAAUGUUGAUUUGUCAUAUAAUAACUUUGAAUUGCAAGGCCCUGAGCAACCUGCUUGUCAAGAAAACAUGAAUUUAAACCUGAACUUGUUCCGUAGCUCUUCAAUGGGAAACAGAUCUUUUAUUCAGAAUCCCCUAAGCAUAUGUUAUGCUAAGUUAUUUUUGUUCCUACACUUUAAUAGAAGGAGAAUUCUUCCAUGCAAGGGGACUUUCAGCUGCCCUAAAUAUUCAAAUUGUUUACAUGUUAACAGUGGUGGAAAGGAUGUAAUUAUCAAGGAAAAUAAAACAACCUUUUCAUAUGAAGGAGAUGGACAAGAAGAAGGUGGCGCAGCUAAAUAUUUUGUAAAUGAGCAAAGUUUCUGGGGGUUUAGUAGCUCUGGAGACUUCAUGGAUGAUAAUGAUUACCAAAAUACUCGCUAUACUGUAUCUAUGCAAUCAUCAACCCUCCCUGAAUUAUACUCGACAGCUCGCAUAUCCCCAAUUUCUCUUACCUAUUUCCAUUAUUGCUUAGAAAAUGGGAACUACACAGUAAACCUUCACUUUGCUGAGAUACAAUUUACUAAUGACCUGACGUAUAAGAGCUUAGGCAGGCGUAUCUUUGACAUUUAUGUUCAGGAAAUAUUGGUUUGGGAGAAAUUCAAUAUUGAAGAUCAGGUUGGCAGUGCUGAAAAGCCUUUAGUGAAACAAGUAUUGAAUGUCAGUGUGACUAAUAAUAUGUUGGAGAUCAGAUUCUAUUUUGCCGGGAAAGGGACGACAAGGACUCCUGAUAGGGGAGUCUAUGGUCCCAUCAUAUCAGGCAUCUCUGUGUUUUCUGAUUUGAAACCUUGUUCAAGCGGGAAAAAGAAGGGAACUGUUUAUGCGGUUGCUGGAGCUGUUGUAGCAUCAUGUCUUAUUGCCAUUAUACUAGGAAUCCUUUGGUGGAAAGACUACUUGCCAGGAAAAUGGUGCCGGAAAAAAGAUGCUGAAGGACUUAAUUUUCCAAAUGGAACAUUUUCUCUGAAACAAAUUAGAGCUGCUACUGAUGACUUUGAUCCUUCUAACAAGAUUGGAGAAGGUGGUUUUGGUCCUGUAUACAAGGGUCAAUUACCAGAUGGUACUGUAAUAGCGGUGAAGCAACUUUCAUCAAAAUCAAGGCAAGGAAAUCGCGAAUUCUUAAAUGAGAUGGGCAUCAUUUCUUGCUUGCAGCAUCCGAAUCUUGUGAAGCUGCAUGGAUGUUGUAUUGAAAGUGACCAGCUAUUAUUGGUUUACGAGUACAUGGAAAAUAAUAGCCUUGCACGAGCUCUAUUCGGUCAUGAAAUCAACCAGCCUAACCUGGACUGGCCUUCAAGGCUUAAGAUCUGUAUUGGGAUAGCUAGAGGUCUAGCUUUUCUCCAUGAAGAAUCAAGAUUUAAGAUUGUUCACAGAGACAUUAAAGCUACAAAUGUGCUACUUGAUGGGGAUCUGAAUGCUAAAAUAUCCGAUUUUGGAUUGGCUAGGCUUGAUGAAGAAGAGAAGAGCCACAUCAGCACCCGAGUAGCUGGAACCAUAGGAUAUAUGGCACCAGAAUAUGCACUGUGGGGUUACUUGACCUACAAGGCAGAUGUUUACAGUUUUGGGGUUGUGGCUUUGGAAAUUGUUAGUGGGAAGAACAACAAUAACUAUAUGCCAAGCGACAACAAUUGUGUUUGUCUCUUAGAUUGGGCCUGCCAUUUGCAACAAAGUGGGAGUUUUAUGGAGCUUGUUGAUGAGACGUUAAAAUCUGAAGUUAACAUGAAAGAAGCAGAAAUUAUGGUUAAGGUAGCUCUCUUGUGUACAAAUGCAUCCCCAACACUUAGGCCUACAAUGUCGGAGGCAGUGGGCAUGCUUGAAGGACGAAUGGCUGUUCCUGACACAGUUCCAGUACUUUCAUCUACCGAUGAUUUGAGGUUCAAAGCCAUGAGAGAACUCCGUCAGCAUGAGCAAAGACAUAGUUUCCGUGGGAGCCAAACACAAAGGCCAAACCCUGUUCAAAUGUUUAGCUCUUCGUCUAUAUCUGAGAACACCAGUUACGAGAUAAGCUCAGAACCAAAACUCUAAUCAUGUUCCAGAGCAUUAUUUGGGGUUCUUAACAGCUGGGAUGUACAGGCUCUGUCGCUGUUGUGAUGUUGAGUUUCAGCUAUUUAUUUGAAAUUUAACUCGCUGGGACCGCAUCGUUCACCAUAAAAAUCUGGUGAGGAAUUCAUCGAUAUGAAGUAAAUUUUUAUGGUAUAUAUAUAUAUUAAAUUACAAAUUCAUUUUAUUCAAAUUUAUCAUUCUGUACACACUUGAAAAUUUUUUGAAGUUGUCUUCCUCGUACAUUUCCAUCAUUUCUGAUCAAGAUUGUUAAUUUUGUUAUGUUA
This is a messenger RNA of Populus trichocarpa (black cottonwood), 3812 nucleotides long. Its product is annotated as probable LRR receptor-like serine/threonine-protein kinase RFK1. NCBI's taxonomy places the organism in Eukaryota, Viridiplantae, Streptophyta, Magnoliopsida, Malpighiales, Salicaceae. Bases 412 to 3510 code for a protein of 1032 amino acids. Gene Ontology annotation, molecular function: protein binding; protein kinase activity; ATP binding. The record is from RefSeq and is a predicted model, not a curated record. Gene Ontology annotation, biological process: protein phosphorylation. The transcript is spliced from 24 exons.